Suhomyces tanzawaensis NRRL Y-17324 is the source of this 4780-nucleotide messenger RNA. RefSeq lists its product as uncharacterized. Gene Ontology annotation, cellular component: membrane. The transcript has a single exon. Gene Ontology annotation, biological process: potassium ion homeostasis; potassium ion import across plasma membrane; chloride ion homeostasis. The record is from RefSeq and is a predicted model, not a curated record. NCBI's taxonomy places the organism in Eukaryota, Fungi, Ascomycota, Pichiomycetes, Serinales, Debaryomycetaceae. Gene Ontology annotation, molecular function: potassium:chloride symporter activity. The coding region runs from base 473 to 4552 and encodes 1359 amino acids.
GUCACCUCGAUUUUGCUCCGAUGCUUGAUUCCUCCACGAUUUUGACCAAAAGCCAGAAGACUUUCCCACUUAGUAAUUGGGUGCUCAUCCCUGCCCCAAUCUUGAAUGGGUCACCGCCAAGCCAGUGCGCCACAGAGCUUCUAGAAUGUGUCAGUUUAUGCAACAUCCGAUCGAAGGUGCGCUGAAACUCAAGAAUAGCCCAACAGGGAGAUCCUUCCGAACUGCUCCAUCCUGACUACUCUGAGGAUACACCAGGCAUGUCAGUUGUUAUCCUGUUAGUACGAAUACACAGUGCUAGAUGACCCCCCCUUCUCCUUCUCCUGCACCCAGCCCUCGUCUCGAGGCGUGUGUGCAGGCAGCGAAACUGGCGAUAAGCCUUCGACUAUCUGAUCUAGCAACACCAUCCGGCUACUCGUUACGCCCAGCCCUCGCAGCCCUAGCCCCACACCAAGGACGUGUCUAGUCCAUCGCCAUGUCAUAUCCCACCGAAACAUCCACACUUCUACCGAAAGACCGCAGAAGAAAGCCCAAGAAAAAUGACCCAUCAGCAAAGCUAGGCACCUUCGAAGGGGUGUUCCUUCCCACCGCACUCAAUGUGCUCUCCAUCUUGAUGUUCUUGCGGUUCGGGUUCAUCAUCGGCCAGAUGGGUAUUUUGGGCACGUUUUUCCUCUUAGUGCUAUCGUAUGCCAUCAACAUCCUCACCACCAUGUCCAUCUCGGCCAUCUCCACCAACGGAACUGUCAAGGGUGGAGGUGCGUACUACAUGAUCUCGCGGUCGUUAGGUCCCGAGUUUGGUGGCGCCAUCGGCAUUAUCUUCUUCAUUGGCCAGAUCCUCAAUUCUUCGUUGAACGUGGUGGGUUUCAUCGAGCCGUUGUUGGUCAACUUUGGCCUCAACGAUGGUGAGGUGGUGUCGCUACUUCCCAUGGGCUACUGGUGGGACUUCCUCUACUCGUCCACCUUGUUGGCCAUCUGCACAGGAGUGGCAUUGGUGGGCUCGAAGCUCGUGUCCAAAACCGCAUUCUUUUUGUUCAUCGUGCUUACCUUGAGCACGAUCUCCAUCCCGAUCUCCACGCUUUUUGUGGGCCCUUUCUACCCGUUGCCAUACCCUCAUAACGACCUCUGGUACUCGGGGUUGUCGUGGACCACAUUCACGGAAAAUCUCUGGCCCUCGUUCACCAGCGGAGCUGCGGGAUCAGUUCAGCCUCCUGGCCAGCCAGAAACGUUCCGGAACUUGUUUGGAAUUUUCUUUCCAGCUACUGCUGGGAUUUUUGCGGGUGCCUCCAUGUCGGGCGAGUUGAGAAGCCCAUCCAAGAGCAUUCCUGAAGGUACCUUGAAAGGACUCUUCAUCACCUUUAUCUUAUAUUCAUUGGUGAUCAUUUCCAUGGGCUCUUCUGUCCCCAGAGAAUUACUUCACACAGACAUCAAAAUCAUCCAAACCGUCAAUUUGCUGGGAAUUAUCGUUAUCCUAGGCGAGUUCUCGACUUCGUUGUUUUCGGUGAUCAUGGGCAUUGUUGGUGCAGCCUCCAUGCUCAAUGCAAUUGCUGACGAUAGAAUCAUUCCAGGAUUGUCCAUCUUCACGACCUUGAAAAAGUCUAAGGAAGCCAAGUACAAGGCCCAAGUUGCCAGUAUUGCCUUGACCUGGUUCAUUGCGCAAGUAUUCUUGUUCGCAGACAUCAACCAAAUUGCAACUUUCAUCACCAUGGCCUUCCUCAUGACAUUUAUUGUGACCAACAUUGCCUGUUUCUUGCUCCGGGUAGGUUCAGCCCCCAACUUCAGACCCUCAUUCAAGUAUUUCAGCAGUAAAACAGCAUUCACAGGCGCAUUGAUGUGUUUGGGUGCAAUGUUUAUUGUCGAUGGUAUAUCUGCAUCGUUGGUGAUCGUCUUUUUGAUGUUGCUCAUCUUGAUGAUUCACUACACCACGCCUCCAUCGAAGUUUGGGGACAUUUCCCAAUUGCUCAUCUAUCACCAAGUCAGAAAAUAUCUUUUACGCUUAAAGUUGAACAUGGGUGUCAAGUACUGGAGGCCUCAGAUUCUUUUGCUUUGCGACGAUCCCAGAACUUCCUGGAAUCUCAUUGGUUUCUGCAAUCACCUCAAGAAAGGUGGGUUGUACAUCAUUGGCCAUGUUGUGCUCAUGAACGAUGACACAGAUGCCAGUGGUAACAAUGCCGUCAAUAAAUCGUUCUCGGCAGAUUCGUAUAAGGAGAUUAGGGAUCAAAAGCAGGCGUGGAUCAAGUUGAGAGAUAUCUCUAAGAGUAAAGCGUUCGUCCAAAUCGCCCUUGGACCUACAUUACCUUGGGGUGUAAGAAACAUUUAUCUUGGUUCGGGACUUGGAGGAAUGAGACCAAAUAUUACCGUCCUCGGGUUUUACGAUUUUGUAAAGCACGGAGUUGCAUUGCCCUCAUUGGAAUCUGCUAACCUCAAAUUACCCACUGACAAUUGCAGAAAAGAAAGAAAAGUCUCGAUUAAUCAAUGGGUUCAAAUUGUGGAAGAUUUAAUCAUUUUGCAAGCGACAGUUGCAGUGGCGGCAAAUUUCGGUGGCAUGAAAUUGCCAAAGUCAGACGGGAAACCAAAAUUCUGGCAAAAAUUUGGCUCGUUCUGGGAGGAUGACGUUACAGGAGUUAGAAAGGACAACAGCAAGAAAAAGUACAUUGAUUUAUACCCUAUUCAAAUGUGUUCAAUUAACCAGAUGGACGACGGUAAAUCAGUCUUGUCUACCAAUUUUGAUACUUAUACUUUGAUCUUGCAGCUUGGUGCAAUUUUAGUUACUGUUCCAGAAUGGAAGUUUAAUUCUCAUGAGCUCAGAAUUAUCGUUUUCGUUGAAACCAGCCACGAGAUAGAGGAGGAGAGGAAAAGAUUACAGACCUUGUUAUCAUCUUUGAGAAUAGAUGCUGAGAUCAAGAUUGUUAAUCUUGAUGAUGGCAAUCUUGCUUCAUACAACUUUUUGGUCAAAGGUUAUUCGAAGACUUCAAUGAACAAGGAAGUUUUUGAGAAAAUUGAUUUAACUUUGAAGGAUGAUCAGUGGUGGAAGAAUUUGUGCAAUGCCAGAGAAACACUCAAAGAAUUGGAAAAGCAAAGGUUAAGAAGACAACAAAUAAAGCAAACAAAAUCACAACUUCGUUUGCAUGAUAGUGCCUCAAAGUUGGAUAGGACAAAGUUCAGUCCUUUGAAUUUAAAUUCUUCAUCCCCACCUCCGUUACCCUUGUCUGCAAGUUUAAGCAACAGACGGUACACAAUUUCUAACUUGCAUCAACAGGGAUUAUCAUUGUCACUCAACAUGAACACCCAGAAUGCGGAUCAGUACUUUAAUUAUAACAACACCAUAGAAUCUAGUGACAGCAGUGACAGUGAAAAGGAGUAUAAUUAUGAAAGUGAUGCUUCCAUUAGCAACUAUCUUACCCAAGACAGUGACAAGCGAUCCACAAACUCCAAAAAGAUAGGGAGUUCAGGCCAGUUAGAAGGCACCCCUAUCAACAGUUCCUUGAACUCCUCGCCAUUGCAAUUGGCUGGAAGUAAAACGCCUAUGGAUAAAUCAGUCGGAAAUUCACCAACUCUUGCACCAUCUGGUAGUCAAACCCCUAAGAUUACUAGUACCAACAAGUUCAAUGAAUUGAGGCACAACAGAUUUGCAGGAUUGGACAAUGAGACUUUUAAUAAGAGAUUUGGCUCGACUGACCAGCUUUCUAUCAGAUCAUCGAGAUCUAAUUUAAGGCCCAACUUCCUGUCUGUGAAAAUACCAGAGUCUCAGAUCAAUGAUGAAGAGGAUGAAGAGGGUGGCGAAGAUGAGAACAAGCCCUCAAUUCAAUUUGUUGAUGACGAAGACGCGGAAGGAGAAGACGACGAGGAAGAUGAUGAAGCACCAGACGAAAAUGAAGGUGAACAGGGAGAGGAAGAAAGGAAAAAUCAGUCCAGCAAGGAGAAGGAGAAGGAGAAGGAUCCUUUCGAUGCAAAUUUUGCAAAGGCAGACGAGAAGCUUCCAAGUAGGGGCAGUUCCAGAAGAACCUCUAGAAGCAAUUCACGAAAGCCAUCAAAAAGAGCGCCCUUGUUGUCACCAUCCAUCAUUACUAAUGAUGAUGAAAUUAUUCACCAUUUGAAAACACCUCAAUUUUUGGCUGUCGAAGACGAUGAUGAGUCCGAUGAUGAAACUGGACUCACAUUCUCCAAGCGCGAGUCUUCACUUAAGAGUCCCUUCACUUUGGCAUCGGGACCUGCAAAUUCCAGGUCCGAGUUUUACAAGAAAAAGAAGCCAGUGGAGCCUAAGAUAGAGGAGAAGAGCAUUACUCAGAAGCAAUUGCAAGAGGAAUUGAAAAACUUGAGUUUCAACGAUAUUCCUGCCAAGGGACAGCACUUAAUCUUGAACGAGUUGAUGAGAAGAAAUUCCCCCAAGGAUUCUACGGCAGUUAUCUUUUCCACAUUACCUGCACCUUCGAUCGGGACCCAUUUGGACGACAAAGAUUCUUUUGACUACACUAACAAUUUAGCCAUAUGGUUGGACGAUCUUCAACCGAUGAUGUUGUUGAACUCACAAACAGUCACGGUGACUACUUCAUUGUGAAAGACUCGGCUCAUUUUAGUUCUUUACACUUUAAAUAGCAUUAAAAAACAUUCAUUAUAUUACCAGACUCACAAUCGAGGCUUUAGUUAGCGACAAUCAUUAUACUUAUGGUCUAUACAAGCUCCCAGCAGGCAUUCUGAUUCAGCACAUUCAAUCUCUUUAGCGCAUUUACUCUCCCCUCCUGUAGAACUCAGAGAAGAAACAUAGUCGAAUGAAUGAAAAACCAAU